Molecule: messenger RNA, 1710 nt
Organism: Phaeoacremonium minimum UCRPA7
Lineage: Eukaryota; Fungi; Ascomycota; Sordariomycetes; Togniniales; Togniniaceae
Product: putative transcriptional regulator cwf13 protein
Exons: 1
Coding region: 1-1710 (569 amino acids)
Biological process (GO): mRNA splicing, via spliceosome
Cellular component (GO): spliceosomal complex
Source: RefSeq, a predicted model, not a curated record
AUGGCAUCGAUCGCAUCGGCGCUGGCGCAGUCCCUUCCGAAGCCAAAGUACACAGGCGAGGAUGAGGAUGUGCCGACUCGAGCUCAGCCGCGAGGCCCGAGAAUCGUUGGCGCAGGGCAGUUGGACGAGUCACAGAUUGUGUUGAGGCGAGCUGGCCCUCCACCCUACGGCCAGCGCUCGGGAUGGCGGCCCCGAUCGCAGGAGGACUUUGGCGAUGGCGGUGCAUUCCCCGAGAUUGCUGUCGCUCAGUACCCUCUGGACAUGGGCAAGAAGGGGUCAUCUACAAGCAACGCGCUUGCCAUUCAAGUUGAUGGAGAGGGCAAGGUUAAAUACGAUGCAAUCGCCAGACAAGGCCACGCCGCAAACAGGAUUGUCCAGGCCAAAUUCUCCGACCUCAUACCUCUACGGCAACGAGCAGAAGCGGGUGAAAUCAACCUCGAAAGGCCCAGCCAGGAGGAGGUUGAAGCCACGACCGAGAAAACAAAAAAUGCCUUGGCGGCAUUGGUAAGCGGAGCUGUCGCUGCGCAGAAGCCCAAAAACCUCAAUAUCGGACAGCGCAACGAUCCGACCUUUGUGCGAUAUACUCCGGCAAACCAGAUGGGCAAUAACACGAAGGGCAGGGACAGGGUGAUGAAGAUUGUAGAGCGUCAGAAGGAUCCUCUUGAGCCACCAAAAUUCAAGCACAAGAAGGUUCCCCGUGGCCCGCCGUCUCCGCCUCCCCCAGUCAUGCAUUCGCCGCCCCGAAAGCUGACGGCUCAAGAUCAAGAAGACUGGAAGAUUCCGCCCCCAGUGUCCAACUGGAAGAACCCCAAGGGCUUUACUAUCGCUCUAGACAAGCGUCUGGCCGCUGAUGGACGAGGCAUGCAAGAUGUCACAAUCAACGACAAAUUCGCACAGUUCUCGGAAGCGCUUUUCAUGGCGGAUAGGCAUGCUCGUGAGGAAGUGAAGCAGAGGGCGCUGAUGCAGCAACGGCUAGCAGAAAAGGAGAAGGCUCAAAAAGAAGAGACUCUACGGUCGUUGGCACAGAAGGCGAGGGAAGAGCGAGCCGGUGGCGGGCGCAGAGACUCGAGAUCGCGGUCAGGUAGCUACAGUGGCUCCGAUUCUGCAUCUGACUCUGAGGACUCCGAGAUCCGGGCGCGUGAGGAGGCUCGUAAGGAGAAGAGGAGAGAUGAAGAGAGAAAGCUACGGCAGUCAAGGAUGGGUGCUGAGAGAAGAAUUCAAGUCAUGGCACGAGAACAGAAUCGAGACAUAUCCGAGAAGAUUGCUCUGGGCCUGGCGAAACCCACUCAGACUCAGGAGAGCAUGUACGACUCGCGGCUGUUCAAUCAGACGAGCGGCUUUGACAGCGGGAUCAACGAGGACAACCCGUAUGAUAAGCCGCUAUUUGCUGCUCAAGAUGCCAUAAGCAGCAUCUACCGACCUCGGGCGAACGUUGACGAUGACGAUGAAGAGGCGGGUGACAGAGAAAUGGACAAGAUCCAAAAGUCAAGUCGGUUCGGCGAGGUCCUGGGCAAGGGCAAAUUCAAGGGAGCCGAAGAUGCGGAAGCCCGUGAGGGACCUGUGCAAUUCGAGAAGGAUGCGGGCGACCCUUUCAACGUUGAGAAGUUCCUGACCGAGGUGGAACAGUCUUCUUCCAAGAGGUCAUAUGGACUUCAAGACGAGGAGAGCAGGCAAUCGAAGCGGCCGAGGGUUGACGACGAUGAGGAUUAG